Molecule: messenger RNA, 2528 nt
Organism: Phalacrocorax carbo (great cormorant)
Lineage: Eukaryota; Metazoa; Chordata; Aves; Suliformes; Phalacrocoracidae
Source: RefSeq, a predicted model, not a curated record
CCCUGGCCUGCCUCGGGCGGGAGAGGGAGCGGGAGGACGAUGCGGCCGCGGAACCGGCUCGACCUGGGCUCCGUGCGGGAGCAGCGCCUCCGGCAGCUGGAGCAGCGGCUGCGAGCCAAAGAAGAAAGAAUAGUUGUCCUGGAGACCGAAAAUGCUGCUCUUCAUCUGAAACUUGCAGAGUAUCAAGGGUUGGCUGGAAGAAGCACGGGCGAAGUCCUGCAGCUCUACUCUGCCCACAGCCAGCAGCAGAAAUUGCAGAGGAGUUCUGUUGUAUCCCAGCUGCACGCAGCAACAAAGAGGCUUAAGCAAGACCUGAAGGGCCUCCGUUCGUUUGCUCUUGAGCUUUCAAAAGACUUGCAGCGUCAAAGCAAGACUUACCAUUACCAAGUUUUGACAGCAGUCCAAGGGAUACAGCUGCAAAAUGAAGCAAUGCAAAUGUUUCAGAUAAAAGCUUUUGAUCUUGAGCAGUCCCUACAAGAGGUGACAGAGCAAUAUGAGAAAGAAAAGCAAAAGAGGAGAGCUCUACAUAACAGCUUAGUUGAACUGAGAGGAAAUAUCAGAGUCCACUGCAGGAUCCGACCACUACUACCUUUCGAUAUUGCUGCUGGACAUUCGAUGUCACAAGAUAGGCAAAGAAACUUUUCAGAAAGGGUGGCCUAUGCAGCUGACGAGGAAACUGUCCUCAUAAAGUGUAGCCGCCCUGGUCAUGCAUCAAUAAACAAGACUUUUCAGUUUGACAGAGUUUACAGUGCUUCAGAGUCUCAGGACACAGUAUUUGCAGAUGUGGCCCCUUUGCUAACAUCUCUCCUGGAUGGGUACAAUGUGUGUAUCAUGGCGUAUGGGCAAACUGGAAGUGGGAAGACACACACAAUGUUGGGACCCCAGUUAGAGGAGAAGUUUGCGUUCUCCAGAGACGAUGAAUCAGAACUUGGGAUUAUUCCUCGAGCUACCCAAGAAGUGUUCAGGCUUAUUUCAGAAAAGCCACCAGGAAGUUACUGGGUUGAAGUUUCUGUUGUCGAAGUGUAUAAUAAUGAGAUUUUUGAUCUUCUGGCCAAAGACAGUUGUGGAAAAGUGUUUGGUGUCAAACGUGACGUUGUCACAACCAGAGAAGGAAAGAGCGAUGUUCCAUUGCUUACGCAUGAGACUGUUGAAAACGCAUAUGAAUUUUUGCAUCUAGUCAACAAAGGCCUACAGCUGAGAGUCAGGCACCCAACACUGGUGCACGCUCAUUCCUCUCGUUCUCAUCUGGUAGUUACAUUGACCAUAACCACAGUUGCCUCUGGAGAUAACUUUGGUGUUUCAUGGGAAGACGAACAAACCAGUCAGAGACUAAAUAAAGACGUUUCCUGCACCUUUCCACAAAAAAUGAGAGACAGUAAAUCCGCCUCUUCUUCCAGAGCCUCUUCGCCAGCGCAACUUGAAGCCACUGAGAAACUGAAGCAAGUCAAAACUAGGCUGCAGCUGGUGGAUCUGGCUGGUAGCGAGUGUGUCGGUAUGUCUGGAGUGACAGGUGCGGCACUGAGAGAGACAUCGUUUAUUAACCGCAGCUUGUCUGCCCUAGCCGACGUUCUGGGAGCAAUAGCAGAGCAGCGCGCUCACGUACCGUAUCGGAACAGCAAACUUACGCAUCUGCUGCAGGACUCCAUAGGGUGUAGUCACAUAUUUGCACGUUCCUUAACAUUGUGCCCUGUAACAGACAAAGGAGGGACGCAGAACACAUGCAUGGUAUUGUGCUACAACUCCUCUCUGUGUUCGUGUCACCUUCUCUUCGCCAGCUCCUCAUCCUUGCAGAAACGGUUUUAAAGCAAGCGUAGUUCCUGCAGUAACGUCAGAUUUGUGCCCACCGAUAUAGCACAUUAGCCCACUAGCCUUCAGCCAGAAAGCUUCAGCCCUUUAGUCUCUAGUUCAAGGCAUUCACAGUGACUGAGGCAGCAGUUCUUCAGAGCGUCUGAAAGACCAUUACUUUUUUCUUGAACUUUAAAUUUCACCUAGUGCCGGAGUCCCCGGUCUGAAGAGAGAAAGCCAAAGAAAGAACUGAGUUUAGGAGCUUUGCUGUACGGGCACUGAGCUUGGUUUUAACCAUGCCUGCUGUAUGACUGGUGACACUGUUUAGGUGAAGUGUUGAAAGUGGCAAUUUCCUUAUUUGUUUAAUCAUUCUCUGUGAUUUUCUAAUAGGUCUGCUUUGCUUUACUGUCACACAAAUAAGCCAUUUGGCCAUUAUCCUGAAUUUACAUUCAUUUGAAUAAGCUUAAUGAAGUGCCCAGACCCAUAACGUACAUGCAGCCUAAUGGAUGAAGCUAUAGGGGGGAAAAAAUCUACAUUAACAAUUGUGAAACAUUUCUUCUACUGGGGCAAAUGUCACACUGCUAGAUAUAGACUUCCCUUGAAGGAGCUGCCUGGUUUCAACAGCCCUCUUCACCUAUGGUCUUCUGCUUCAUAAAAGCAACGGUAGCCUAUGCUGCUGUUGUGUCGAUCUGGACGUUACCAGUGUAUAACUUAUUGAAAAUAAUGAGGUAAAGAAGGACGUU